Boleophthalmus pectinirostris (great blue-spotted mudskipper) is the source of this 2247-nucleotide messenger RNA. Its product is annotated as echinoderm microtubule-associated protein-like 1. The transcript has 7 exons. Lineage: Eukaryota; Metazoa; Chordata; Actinopteri; Gobiiformes; Gobiidae. Bases 1 to 834 code for a protein of 277 amino acids. The record is from RefSeq and is a predicted model, not a curated record.
AUGGCGGGAGAGGAGGGACCCCAACCCAGGCAGACCGACCCAUACUCACUGCUCACUGCUCCACAGGAUGACCGCAGCUCUGCAGCCUCUGGUCUGGACGUGGCAGACAGACUCACGUAUCUGGAGCAGAGGAUGCAGAUGCAGGAGGACGAGAUCCAGCUGCUGAAGAUGGCUCUGGCCGAUGUUCUGAAGAGACUGAACCUGAAUGAGGAGCACCAGGCCUCUACUGCAGCGGGGAGGAGGGCUGGAGGCAAAGCAGCCAGGCCCGUGUCUCUGGCGCUUCCCUCCAGACCCGCCGCCCUCAAGAAGAGCUGCACGGUGCCCUCUAGCGGCGCAGCGAGGACCUACAGCCCCACGCCGUCUUCCAGUAGUGUGAAGAGUCCUCCAGGCAGCGUGAAGGACAGUCCCUCUAAAACCAAAACACGGACCUCCUCUUCCUCCUCCGCUGCAUCUGCCUCCAAGAAACCGGACCAGGACAGCACUAAACCCAAAGAGGCCGCAGUAACUCUCGGGACCAGACGCGUCACGCACUGCAAAGUGACUAUGCAGAUCUAUCUGAGCCCCCUCGCAAAAAGGACUGGGUCUUCUGAAGUUGCCAAAACUGCUGCCACGGUAACGACCAAAACGAAGCCCCCUGCGACCAACAACGCGCCAAAUCUGUCCAAAGGGAAAACCGGGACAGGAAACUCCAACCACAGCACGAAAACAGAGAAGAAGUUCACUUUAAACCUGCAGAAGACUAGUACUAGUGUUAACAACUCGGCGCCUCAAGAAACAAGCAGCUACCACAGCCCUGUCAAGUCUCCCAGUCAGUAUUUUCAGAUCUGCUACUGAGAGACUAAAAGGAGAGGAUAAAAUAUGAAGAAAAUGGAAAUGAUUCUAUGUUGUGACCUUGCUGGAGCAAAUAAGACUAAGAGCACUGCAAAAAUACAAAAAUGACUUUAAUUCAGAAUCUUGAUUUGAAUUUACUUAAAUAUGAUCAAUUUUAUGUCAUUUGAUAUUGAGGGCAAAGAAGAUAGCAUAAAUAGAUUUUUUUUUCUAUGUUCUGGCCAUGUCAAACCUUAAACUAAAACUCCAAAGUGUUGCAAAAAAUGCAAAUUUAAUUCAGAGUCUUGAUUUGAAUUCAGAAUCUUGAUUUGAAUUAACAAGAUUAAUUUGCUUAUCAGGCUGUUGACAUUGGACUUAUUUCUAGAUACUGAGAGAAAUGAGAGGAGGAGAGAAGAUAAUGUGUAAAGAAAAUGGAGAUUAUUCUGUUCUGGCUUUGUCAAAGUGUAAACAAAAACACAAAAAAUAACAACAGCAACAAAAAGCACUGCAAAAAAAAAAAAAAAAUCUGCUUGAGUUCAAAUUACUUUAACUCAAGUACAUAAACUCAGAAUUUUUGAUUUGAUUUGAACUGACUUAACAAGAUUUUUUGAUAAUAAAAGAAACCUUCUGAAUACCACCAACUGAAAAAGUAACUGUACCAGAAUACAGUUACUCAAAAUUAGUAUUCAGAAUACACAUUCUCAGUACAUGUAUUCAGUUACUCCAAAACACUGGUUAUUGGACACAGAUAAUUUCAAGAUAUGUUUGAUUUGUGCAUUCCCCUUAACUCCACUGGUCAUUUUGAAACAGUCACACUAUGUAAUACUAAAUGAACUGAAUCUUGUCAUAAUUAUUCAAAUACAUACAGUAUGUAUCAAUAACAAUUACAAUGUAAUGCUGUGUGUUCUCUUACAAAUCAGUGUAAGAGAACACACUGCAGAUUCUGUUACACAUCAGUACAUGUUUGAAUGGUUGUGCCUCAUCGGUUGAAUGUCAUGUUGAAAUGUCCCUAACACUGAUCCUCCGCUUUGCUGGCAAAGUGGGUCUGGUAUUUCUCUCACUGAAAAUGAAAAGUGUUUUCAUGUAGACCUAUUUAUCUAAUAUGAUGUGGUCUGAUUGAAUGCUUUUAAAGAGGCAGUUUAAUGUGAAUGUUGUUUAUGUUUUGGUCUUAUUGUAUUUAUUGUUUCAACUUGACUAAAUCUCUUAUAGAAUGGCAAUAAAUGUGAAGGCGUGGCCUAACUGUGCUGUUGUGUUAUAGUUCAUACACUGAAUCCACUGAAUUGCUCUGAUAUUGCAGCUUAAGCAGCAUUUUGGAUUUUUUGUUUGUUAUGGAGCUUAGACGUGUGAUGUGGUAUUUCCUGUUUUUCUUGUUUAGUUUUGUGUGUGUUUUUCUUCGACUUGUGUGUUCUGUUUUAUUUUGGUGCAAAAGUGUUUUAUUUC